GCUGAGUGGGAAAGCCCUUUUUAAGUAAUUAAAAAAUAGGGCAGCUUCAAUAGCCAACUUGUUUGCUUCUUUUGUCUUUACAUUUAUUUGGACAAAAGAAGCCAUUGUCUAUUCUUUCCAGAGCUUUCUGUUUAGUUAACAGCCAGUGAAACAGAUUUAAAUACUUUCUGAAACUCCUCAGAGAGACUCACAACUACACAACUUUUAUGUGCCCAUAAUCUUUUUGUCUUUUUCCCAAAUUUACUCCCUUCUAUUGUAAGUUUCUAACUGUAUAUAUAUCUAUUUAGGCAAACCGUACAAUUAAUUAUUAAAGAGAAAAACAAAAGAAGGAAGAAUUAAGGAAAGAAAAAAAUGAAGAUUCAAUGUGAUGUUUGUGAUAAAGAAGAGGCAUCAGUUUAUUGUACAGCUGAUGAAGCCACACUUUGUCAAAGAUGUGACUAUCAAGUGCACCGUGCCAAUAAGUUGGCUAGCAAACACCUUCGUUUUUCUCUUGUUCAUCCUUCUUUCAAAGACUCACCUCUUUGUGACAUCUGCCAGGAAAGAAGAGCAUUGCUAUUUUGUAAAGAAGAUAGAGCAAUUCUUUGCAAAGAAUGUGACUUGCCUAUACAUAGAGCAAAUGAACAUACACAGAAACACAAUAGGUUUCUUCUAACAGGAGUUCAGCUCUCUUCUGCUGUACUUGCUAAUUAUAAUAAUAACCAAACUUCGUCGUCGUCAAUGUCCCCAACUGGAUCUGAAGCAAGUAAUGCUGGUACUAAUAAUCUUAAAGCACGUAGUGGUAAUUCUGGGAUGAAGAGUAAUUCUAUUUCGACUACUGAUCAAUCAACACCUGGUUAUUUUCAAGUUGAUUGUAUUCAAGAGGGUUCUGUUUCAACUGGUAGCAUAUCGGAGUAUUUGAUUGAGACUCUACCUGGUUGGCACGUUGAAGAUUUACUUCAAUAUCCAUGUUCUUCUCAGUACGAUUUUUCAUCAGCAGUUUAGUUUUUCCCACUACAAUAAGUGGGGAUACCUAUAACAUCAAAUGGAGUACCUGUUUCUCAGAUCAACGCUCCAUAUCUGCCAAGCAACUUAUAAGACAGACUUGGCAAUACUAAAGGGCAUAAUAAUAUCUUUGAGAUAUAAGAAAACAGAGUUAUAACAAGCUGCCAUCUGACCUUUUCUUUUGGUUACUAAUUUUGACCAGUUACUUGGUUUUUGAACAUGUAAUACAUGUUAUAAGUUAAAGCCCCACUGCUCUUUUAUUUUUAUUUUUUUUGCAAGUCAAAUCAGUUCGACUUGUUAAAAUCUGUUAAUCUGACAGGGAAUGGGUUUUACCAGCUUUGACUGGGGUACUCUGGCUUUUGCUUUGUGGAGCCAAUUUUUUUGUAAUGCCAGUGGGAUGGCCUUGUGUCUAUUACCCCACUUUGAUUAUUGAAUAUGGUAUUCCUAUUUGUUCCAAUUAUUCA
This is a messenger RNA of Capsicum annuum, 1445 nucleotides long. RefSeq names its product B-box zinc finger protein 20. Gene Ontology annotation, cellular component: nucleus. NCBI's taxonomy places the organism in Eukaryota, Viridiplantae, Streptophyta, Magnoliopsida, Solanales, Solanaceae. The transcript has 3 exons. The coding region runs from base 352 to 981 and encodes 209 amino acids. The record is from RefSeq and is a predicted model, not a curated record. Gene Ontology annotation, biological process: photomorphogenesis; regulation of DNA-templated transcription. Gene Ontology annotation, molecular function: zinc ion binding.